This is a messenger RNA of Astyanax mexicanus (Mexican tetra), 3441 nucleotides long. It is a transcript of the gene zdhhc13, whose product is annotated as zinc finger DHHC-type palmitoyltransferase 13. Gene Ontology annotation, cellular component: Golgi membrane. Lineage: Eukaryota; Metazoa; Chordata; Actinopteri; Characiformes; Acestrorhamphidae. The record is from RefSeq and is a predicted model, not a curated record. Gene Ontology annotation, molecular function: protein binding; palmitoyltransferase activity. The coding region runs from base 153 to 2087 and encodes 644 amino acids. The transcript is spliced from 17 exons. Gene Ontology annotation, biological process: protein palmitoylation.
CAGCGGGGUCUGUAUGUUUGCAGCUCCAGGAAGCGGUGAAUGGAGUGAAAGUGCAGCAGCGAGUUUUGGGAUUAAAUAGUGAAUAAUUAUCAGCAGUAGAUUAUUAUAUUCAGACUGCAGGUUUGAGUGAUUAAUAUUGUGACAGUGAUCAGAUGGAGUGGGAGAAGGGUGAGGGGGGUCACUCUCACGGGCACAUGAAUGAUGGUUGCCAUGGGCAUGGCGGGCACUCCCACAGCCACGGGCCGGGGGGCAUGGGGCACGGGUUCAUGCCCGGUUUUCACGGGCAGUUUGUCCAGAGGAGUGAGGCGAUGCGGGACCCCACACAGCAGCCCACCAAAUACUCCCACGCUGAUGACAGCAGCAGCUGGGACAUCAUCAAGGCAACACAGUUUGGAGCGCUGGACCGUUGUAAAGAGCUGAUUGAAGCUGGAUAUGAUGUCCGACAGCCGGAUAAAGAGAACGUUACUCUUCUGCACUGGGCAGCUAUCAAUAACAGAGCAGAUCUUGUAAAGUAUUACAUUGCUAAAGGUGCAGUUAUAGAUCAGCUAGGUGGAGACCUGAACUCCACCCCCCUCCACUGGGCUAUAAGACAGGGUCAUCUGCAGAUGGUGAUCCAGCUGAUGCGUUAUGGGGCUGACCCUUCACUGCCUGAUGGAGAGGGUUACCGGGGCCUGCAUCUCGCUGUCCUCUUCCAGCACAUGCCUAUAGCUGCAUACAUGAUGGCCAAAGGACAGGAGGUGGACUUACCGGACACGAACGGACAGACCUCUUUGAUGCUGGCUGCUCAGAAAAUCAUUGGGCCAGAGCCCACUAACUUCCUGCUGAAGUGUAAUGCAUCAGUGAAUGCAGUGGACAAGAUAAACAGGAACUCCCCUCUGCACUGCGCUGUGUUGGCGGGAAAUGUGGACGCGGUGCACAUUCUACUGGAGGCGGGAGCAAGCGUGGACCUGCAGAACACCAACGGUCACACACCGAUAGACCUUGCUCACCAGGUGCACAGUCCCCUGCUGAUCCACAUGCUGAACGUGGUGCAGAAAGAGCGCGUCAAAUCCAACUCACCCUGCCUGAGAGUGCUCAGCAAAUACCGGGUGUGCCUGCAGUGUGUGUUCAGUGUAUCUGUGGUGUGGGCUGUUGGAGCCAUCCUGGAUAUGAACUCUGAGUCGUGGCUACUGAAGGGUGUGCUGCUGGCAUGCGUCCUUGCUGUUAUCAACCUGACCUGCAGGCAGUGGGCAAAUGCAGCAGUGCAGGCUCUGAUUCCCUCCACAGCUCUCCUUGCAUCUGUAUUCUGGAUGCUAAUCACAUGGUACUUCUGGUUUUUACCUGAUGGUCCCAGUGCUACAGUGCAGGUUCUGUUUACACUGACUGGAACAGCACUGCUGUAUUAUUAUCUUAGAGCGUGUCGGACGGAUCCUGGCCUCAUCAGAGCCACAGAGGAGGAGAAGAAGAAGAACGUGGUGGUUCUGGCUGAAGCAGGUUGUCUGGACCCCAGAAUUUUCUGCACAUCAUGUAUGAUGAAGAAGCCAAUGAGAGCACAGCACUGCUUUAUCUGCAAUACCUGUGUUGCCAAACAGGACCAUCACUCUGUCUGGAUUAACGGCUGCGUCGGUGCCAGGAAUCAUCAUUUCUUCGUCAUGUUCCUGAUAACUCUGAACCUGCUGGGGAUCUGGAUGUUUUAUGGCAGUUUAAAGUACUGGAUGAAUCACUGCGCGGCGGUUUCAGAGCUGAGUCUGUGGGGGUUUGUGACUGGGCUGGUUGGAUGCUCUCCCUGGGUGCUCUACAUUUUCUGCCUGGCAUUUUUCCACACCGCCUGGGCCUCCAUUCUGCUCAUACACCAGAUAUACCAGGUGGCUUUUCUGGGACUGACGACCGCUGAGCGAGGGACUUUAAUGCGCAGUCAGAGGAACAUGCCUCAGACGUUCUCUCUCAGACAGAACCCGUUCAACCGUGGGGUUCUGAAGAACCUGGUGAACUUCUUCCAGCUGCGGUGCUGUGGUCUGUGUAAGCCGAUGGUGCUGGACUGGACGCAGGAGUUCCCAAUGGGCCUGAACCGAGACCACCCAAUGUUCAACAACAUGGACCCUGUCUGACCACCCACUGACCUCUGACCUGCUUUACCCUCAGUAGCCUUUCAGUGCAGUGGAGAAACGCCUGGAUCUGAUUGGUGCUUUCCUAAUCGUCCUCCGCCUGUGAGGAAUACAUAAGGAAAUGCAUCACCUGCCUAAACACUCAGAAAUAGUAAUGAAGUUCAUUUUUGCCUUAUAAACACUCUCAUAAAACAACUAUACACACACACACACACGUCUAAUGCAGACAAUUAGGCACCUCUGGUUAAAUUAUGUGUAAUAAAUUCAAAUACAGUACAAUUCUCUACAGAGACACAAGUUCACAGAUUAAUGUGUAAAAUGUGGAGAAAAUGGUAAAUAUCGUAUUCAAUCGUAUUUCCUUCAGAGGAUUUAUUUACACCAUAUUAUUAACAUGUCAUUUCACCAGGGAUGCACAUACAUUCACAUACGACUGUACGUACGAAUACGAUUGUUUCUAAAGAUAAAUAUAUGUAAACAGUGUGCAUAGAUAUAUGAUAUACUGCUAUAUUUUGAUCAGAAAUAUUUUGUAAGUGUUUAAACAGUUGAGUUUUUAUGUGUAUAUAAAUAUAAAUAACUCUGCAAGUGCUUUUUUAUAUCGAGCCCUUUGAUUUUUAUAUAUGGAAAUAAACCACUGCCUGCAAACUGAAGCAGAUCCCAAACUGGAGCCUUUUUUAUUUUUUUUUUAAUUACAGCUUCCAGAUGCAGAGUUUCUGCGUCUAAAAUUCAUGUGAUUUGCUCUUUAAAAUAAGGUUUGGCCUCUCUUUAAAGCUGUUCACUGAGCUCACUGAUUUUUACAGUAAUAUACUGAUUUCAGUAUCAAUUUUAAUAUAUUUUCAAUAUAUCAAAGUUUUCAGGACAUUUGUCCAUCCACUAGACAUUCCUAUUGAAACAGUUGUUUUACUUUUUAUGAUGGACAAAUGUUUUGUUUUGAACUGAACACAAAUUUACAUAUAAUUUGCCUCAAUUAAAAUUGUACUUGUUGACACUCCAGUAAAGACUUAAUUUUCCAUAGCGGUCACUGGUGGGCAGUGAUCCUUUAUUCUCAGCUCCAGUCUGACUGCAGCUCUCAGGCCUCACACUGCAGGAUUUCUCAGCCAGAUAGCUUAAAGCUGAACUCAAACCGAGCAGAAGAAAAUGAAGGGAAUAUUUCUAUUGGACAAUCUGUAUUUUGUAUUAUUUUUUAAUUAUUCAGAUAAACGCAGAAACAUGCUGUGAAAUGCAUUUUCCAGAAUGCAUUGGUCUGUGAAUUCUGACAGAGAUUUUUCUCACUUGUUUAUGCUGUUAUUUCACAAACAGGAAAACAGAUUUAUGCUAUGAUUCACAUUUAUUCUUGGAAUAAAACCAACUGUUUUUAUUA